GGAAGCCCUUUCGUUUCAAAGAUGGCUGCCUCCACAUGUAAACAUGCGACCUAGUCGGGAUUUAGCGAAUCAUUUUUGUGCCAAUUAUUGGUGAGGCUUUGUUGUGUCAAAACUAGUAGUUGGACGGUUAAGUUCAGUUCCUGGUUAAUAACAGACUAGAUAUCGGCUUGUGAGUUUUUUUGUAUAUUUUUUAUAGCGCUAAAGCUUAGCGUUUAGCUGGUAGCAAAGAGCCAUGCCUGCUAUGACCAUAUUCGUGGCUUCUUUGCCUGAAACGGCAACAAAUGAACGACUUGAGGAAAUAUUCUCCGAAGUUGGUCCAGUGAAACAAUGCUUCGUUGUCAGAGAAAAAGGAACAGAGAAAUGUCGGGGCUUUGGCUUCGUCACUUAUUCUAUGGAAGAAGAUGCACAUCGUGCCUUGAAGGAAGUAAAAGAAUACGACGGGAAAAAACUCUCUCUUUCAGUGGCUAAAAAGAAAAUGAGAGAGAAAAAGACACCAGAGAAAGAGGAACCAUGUCCCUCUCAGGAAAAGAAGGAAACUACAGAUGUCAAGCAAAAAAUAUCUAAACAAGCUAGACUUGUCAUACGGAAUUUGAGUUUUAAGUGCACAGAAGAUGACUUAAAAGAAGUAUUUGAAAAGUUUGGCACCGUUGUAGAGGCCAAUAUAGCCCUCAAACCAGAUGGAAAGAUGCGAGGAUUUGCAUUUGUCCAGUUUAAAAAUAUGUCUGGAGCCACGAAGGCACUCCAGGCUAUGAACCUGAAAGAGAUAAAAGGACGCCAAGUAGCGGUUGACUGGGCUGUGCCAAAAGAAAAGUAUAUCGCUGCACAGCAGUCUUUAAGUUCAGGCAGUAAAGCUGCAGAAGAGACAGACCCAAAAACAGGAAGUAAUUCUGAGGAGGAAAAAAAACAAGGGAAAAAACAAGAAACUACGGAGAAGAAAAAAGGGUUAAAGGCAGCUGCACAGCCUGUGGAAGAUCUUCAGUCAAGCGAUGUGGAAAACUUGGAAUCGGAUGAGGAUGAUGACGAUGAUGAUGAAGAUGACAUUGAUGAAGAAACUGAAGAUGAUAAUGAGCAGGAUGAGAUGAAGGAAGAAGAUGACUAUGAUACAGAUGAUGAUAAUGAGAGUGAGGAUGAAAGAGAAGAAGAAAUCUCAUCAGCUCGGAAAAAAAAGCCAAGGAAAAAUCUAUCUUCAGAUGUGAAAGAGGGACGAACCGUUUUCAUCAGGAACUUGUCCUUUGAUACUGAAGAAGACGGUCUCGAGGAAGCUCUUCUACAGUUUGGAGAGCUUAACUAUGUAAAGAUUGUUCUUCAUCCAGACACACAGCAUUCAAAAGGUCUUGCAUUUGCUCAGUUUAAGACUAAAGAGGCUGCAGACGGCUGCAUAGCUGCAGCUAAAGAUGAGACGGAGAAUGGUGGAAUCCGUGUCGAUGGUAGAAAGCUGAUGGUUGUUGCUGCAGUGAGUAGAGAAGACGCUAUGAAGCUGAAAGUCGACAAGAAAAAAGUAGAAACAGGAAGCAGGAACCUGUACCUGGCAAGAGAGGGAUUGAUCCGUGCUGGAACUAAAGCAGCAGAGGGUGUAUCUGAGGCAGAUAUGGCCAAAAGAGUCAGAUUUGAAGAGAUAAAGAGAGCAAAGCUCCGGGACGUAAACGUAUUCGUCUCAAAAAACCGCCUGUGUGUCCAUAACCUGCCAAAGUCUGUAGAUAACAAAAAGCUCAAAGCACUGUGCCUUCAAGGUCUUAAAGGAGUCAAAGGAGUUCGGAUUACAGAGUGUCGGGUCAUGUAUGACAAAAAGCCAGAGAAGGGUCAGUUGAUGGGUCAGUCGUUGGGUUAUGGUUUCGUCCAGUUCCAGGACCAUGAGCAGGCUCUCGACACUCUGCGUUACCUUAACAACAACCCUGACAUCUUUAGCCCUCACAAGAGACCUAUAGUUGAGUUUUCUCUUGAGGACUCCAGGAAGCUAAAACUCAAAGAAAUGCGAAAACAAAGAAAUAAAGAAAUAAUAAAAAAUCGAACUGUUAAAGAAGAGAUAAAAAUGUCCCAGAUGGGUUCAGACACCAAAAGACUAAAGAAGGGCGGAAAUAAAGAACAGUCCUCAUCACUGCCAACAGGAAAGGAGAAAGCGUCCUCUGAAAGGCAGAAGCAACACUUUUCAGGCUUUCAGACCCAGCCUGAGGUUGAACAUGUCGAUUUAAAAAAUGGAAAGAAACGAAAGAAGGUUCUACCUUUACCUUCCCAUCGCGGACCAAAGAUAAGAAUGCGUGACAAAGAGAAGCAACAGGCACCUCCUGCCAAGAAAGCAAAACCUGGAUCUAAAAGGAACAGGCGUCAAAGACAAAUUGAAAAGCCUACUCAGACCAGAAAACAGUUAAAGACCGGCACGAAACAGUUCAAGAGGAGGGAUGGCGACCGUUUUGAUUCCUUGGUCGAGCAGUACAAGCGGAAACUGAUGGGUGGCAGUGACAAGAACGCCUCCUUCAAAAGAAAUAAGUGGUUUGAUGGUUAAAUCUGUUUGUCAGGAAAAAAA
Messenger RNA from Cyprinodon tularosa, 2521 nucleotides. It is a transcript of the gene rbm28, whose product is annotated as RNA binding motif protein 28. Gene Ontology annotation, molecular function: RNA binding. Bases 233 to 2500 code for a protein of 755 amino acids. The record is from RefSeq and is a predicted model, not a curated record. NCBI's taxonomy places the organism in Eukaryota, Metazoa, Chordata, Actinopteri, Cyprinodontiformes, Cyprinodontidae. The transcript is spliced from 20 exons.